This is a messenger RNA of Homarus americanus (American lobster), 3021 nucleotides long. RefSeq names its product collagen alpha-2(I) chain-like. The transcript is spliced from 12 exons. Lineage: Eukaryota; Metazoa; Arthropoda; Malacostraca; Decapoda; Nephropidae. The record is from RefSeq and is a predicted model, not a curated record. Bases 1 to 3021 code for a protein of 1006 amino acids.
AUGGUGGCACCUCAAAGGACACUCCCAGGUGCAUCCACACCUCCAGAGACCUUUUCAGGGACGUUAGUGCCCCCAGAGACCUUCCUAGGGGUCCCAGGGGACCCUAUGGCAUGCUUGGUGCCCCCCAGUGUUGACGGUGCCCCUAGGGGCCCUCGCAACAUCAGUGGCAUACUCAGGUGCAUUCUUAGGAGCGACGGUACCCCAGGGACCCUGACUGGAGCAGCGGAGCCUGCAGGGACCUACCCAGGGGCAGCGCAGCCUCCAGCGACCAUCCCAGAAACCGUUCCAGGGGCAGUGGUGCACUGGAAACCCUCCCAGGUGGCAGCAGAGCCUCCAGGGACCAUCCCAGAGACCCUCCCAGAGAUGGUGGCACCUCAAAGCUCACUCCCAGGGGCAUCCACACCCCGAGAGACCUUUCCAGGGACGUUAUUGGUCCCAGAGACCUUCCUAGAGGUCUCAGGGGGCUCUAUGGCAUUACUGUGCCGCGACGCCCCUAGGGUGCCCCCCAGUGGUGACGGUACCCCCAGGGGCCCUUGCAACAACAGUGGCAUCCUCAGGUGCAUCCUCAAGAGCGACGGCACCCCUGGGACCCUGACUGGAGCAGCGGAGCCUGCAGGGACCUACCCAGGGGCAGCGCAGCCCCCAGAGACCAUCCCACAGACCGUUUCAGGGGAGAGACGGCUCCCCAGGGACCCUGACUGGAGCAGUGGAGCCUGUAGGGACCUUCCCAGGGGCAGGACAGUCCCCAGGGACCAUCCCAGAAACCGUUCCUGGAGCAGUGGUGCACUGGAAACUCUCCCAUGUUCGGUGGCGCCCCCAGGGACCCUUCCAGGGGCGGUGGUGCGCCUGGGGUCCCUCUCAUUGGAAGAGGAGUGCCAAGGGACCAUUGCAGGGGCAGCAGAGCCUCCAGGGACCAUCCCGGAGAUGGCGGCACCUCAAAGGACACUCCCAGGUGCAUCCACACCUCCAGAGACCUUUUCAGGGACGUUAGUGCCCCCAGAGACCUUCCUAGGGGUCCCAGGGGACCCUAUGGCAUGCUUGUCCUACAGGCCUGGCGCUCCCAGGGACUAUCUCAGGGGUGGUGGACAUAUCAGGAACCCUCCCACGUGCCGCGACGCCCCCAGGGUGUCCCCCAGUGUUGACGGUGCCCCCAGGGGCCCUCGCAACAUCAGUGGCAUACUCAGGUGCAUUCUUAGGAGCAACGGUACCCCAGGGACCCUGACUGGAGCAGCGGAGCCUGCAGGGACCUACCCAGGGGCAGCGCAGCCUCCAGCGACCAUCCCAGAAACCGUUCCAGGGGCAGUGGUGCACUGGAAACCCUCCCAGGGCCUGGCGCUCCCAGAGGACAUCUCAGGGGUUGUGGACAUAUCAGGAACCCUCCCAGGUGCCGCGACGCCCCUAGGGUGCCCCCCAGUGGUGACGGUACCCCCAAGGGGCCCUUGCAACAUCAGUGGCAUCCUCAGGUGCAUCCUGAGGAGCGACGGCACCCCUGGGACCCUGACUGGAGCAGCGGAGCCUGCAGGGACCUACCCAGGGGCAGCGCAGCCCCCAGAGACCAUCCCACAGACCGUUUCAGGGGAGCGACGGCUCCCCAGGGACCCUGACUGGAGCAGUGGAGCCUGUAAGGACCUUCCCAGGGGCAGGACAGUCCCCAAGGACCAUCCCAGAAACCGUUCCUGGAGCAGUGGUGCACUGGAAACUCUCCCAGGUUCGGUGGCGCCCCCAGGGACCCUCCCAAGGGCGGUGGUGCACCUAGAGUCACUCCCAUUGGAAGAGGAGUGCCAAGGGACCAUUGCAGGGGCAGCAGAGCCUCCAGGGACCAUCCCGGAGAUGGCGACACCUCAAAGGACACUCCCAGGUGCAUCGACACCUCCAGAGACCUUUUCAGGGACGUUAGUGCCCCCAGAGACCUUCCUAGGGGUCCCAGGGGACCCUAUGGAGCGACGGCUCCCCAGGGACCCUGACUGGAGCAGUGGAGCCUGUAGGGACCUUCCCAGGGGCAGGACAGUCCCCAGGGACCAUCCCAGAAACCGUUCCUGGAGCAGUGGUGCACUGGAAACUCUCCCAGGUUCGGUGGCGCCCCCAGGGACCCUCCCAAGGGCGGUGGUGCACCUAGAGUCACUCCCAUUGGAAGAGGAGUGCCAAGGGACCAUUGCAGGGGCAGCAGAGCCUCCAGGGACCAUCCCGGAGAUGGCGGCACCUCAAAGGACACUCCCAGGUGCAUCCACACCUCCAGAGACCUUUUCAGGGACGUUAGUGCCCCCAGAGACCUUCCUAGGGGUCCCAGGGGACCCUAUGGGACGGUCCCCAGGGACCCUGACGGAGCAGUGGGCCUGUGGGUCCCAGGGCAGGCAGCCCCAGGGACCAUCCAGAAACCGUUCCAGGGCAGUGGUGCACUGGAAACCUCCCCAGGUCGGUGGCUUUGGGGACCUCCCAGGGUGGAGUGCUCCGUUGGAAGAGAAUGCAAGGGAUGCAGGGCAUGCCUCCAGGGCCAUGAAUGUGGCUCAAGAAGACUUGUCCAAGAGACCUUUUAGGACGUGCCGCGACGCCCCCACGGUGCCACCCAGUGGUGACGGUGCCCCCAGGGGCCCUCGCAACAUCAGUGGCAUACUCAGGUGCAUUCUUAGGAGCGACGGUACCCCAGGGACCCUGACUGGAGCAGCGGAGCCUGCAGGGACCUACCCAGGGGCAGCGCAGCCUCCAGCGACCAUCCCAGAAACCGUUCCAGGGGCAGUGGUGCACUGGAAACCCUCCCAGGAGGACAUCUCAGGGGUUGUGGACAUAUCAGGAACCCUCCCAGGUGCCGCGACGCCCCUAGGGUGCCCCCCAGUGGUGACGGUACCCCCAGGGGCCCUUGCAACAUCAGUGGCAUCCUCAGGUGCAUCCUCACUGGAGAGCGGACAGGGACCUACCCAGGGGCAGCGCACCCCAGGAGACCCUCACCGAGACGGUGGAGCAGGGCGGAGCCUGCAGGGACCAUACCCAGGGGCAGCGCACCUCAGCCUCCAGCGACCAUCCUAG